CCUCGAAUCCCCGUGGACGACUCCAACACAAAGAUGAAGCAAAUGAAGCGCAUCAAACUCGACCCGAACAUCUUUAAUGCCGCUGUUCUCUCAGACGAGAUGAAUCUCGAUAUUGCCACUGGCAUUGUCGAGUCCCAUCUCGCCUCUGCAGCGGUCGACAAGCAGCAUAUGUUGGUUCAAUUCCUUGAUCAGAGAGGAAUGUUCGAAUACCUUACCUCAGUAUUAUCCGAACCGUCCUACCGUCGCCUGGCAGAAACGGCCCUCGCCACCGUCCCCACGGCUGCGAAGGAGUUUGAGAGAUCUUUCGCAUACACUCUGUUGAAGCGCCUCUCGAACUACUUCGGUGCCCUUUCGCUGUUACCCGACAUGGACGAACGUGGGCGCGCCGUCGAAUCUGCAGCGCAGGUCUUGGAGUCACUCGCAAUUCGAUAUAACGCCUUGAAGUCCGUGGCGGCCGAGCCGAAUGACGCGAAGGCCAAGGGCAAGGCGAGACGCAUGUCACAUAGUGCGAGAAAGAAAGUGAAGGCCGCCGCCCGAAUACCCGCUGUGGACGAGACGGCCUUCGCCAAGAUUGGUAGGGACGUACCAAACGACAAGGAAGAAGCCCAGGCUCUCGUGCGGGAAAUCCUUGAAGAGCAACAGAACACUCUCAAGUUUUAUCUGGAGACCCUCCGGAAGCCGGCAUUCGCCGCAAUCAUCAAGAACUCAUAUGUCCAGGAAGUCCCUGCUAUUCCUGAUGCUACUUCGGGAAAUGGACUGGGCCAGGCGACGGUAUUACAUGCUCAUACUUUCGAAGCUACAGCGGCGAUGAGAGAUGCUCUCAGUCUCGAAAGCGCUGAUGGAUUUGGACCAUGGCGCGUGUUCAUAUCACAAGAUGUUGAGAAAUACCUGAGGAUUAACGGGAGGAGGAACCCACUAUUGCACGACGUCGUUAUGAAGAAAUUAAUGGAGCUCUCUUGUGGGCUCUUCUCCCCCGAUAACCAGAAGCGUUUGGACGGGUCUGAGUGCGAUAUGCCCAUUUACGAGGCAAAAAUGACCAGCGACACAAGGCUUGUUUACCGGAUAGCUUGCGUGCAAGAGAUUGAGUCAGAGGCGAAGCAUAGUUAUACGCUGUAUCUAACCUGCUCGGUAGUCCUUUGGGUAUACGGGGUAUACACGCAUACACAACUUCGCGGCCGCCGCUUCUGGGACACAAUGUCUCGGAAGGUCUCUGGCGCUGGCAGCGAAUACCGACAGAGGUGUAAGCCACGCCGAGGCUAUGGUGGCUCCGCUGUCAUGCCAAUGUCAUGGCCUCCUACCAAGGAGACGGCCAAGAGCGAGCAUGUCGACCUCCCGGAUUUGAGCGUCAAGGACAAAGAGGAGCUGCAGGCUCUGCUGGUAUUGUCCCGAAACUUACCACCAUCGGCUACAGUUCAAGAAAAUUUGCAGCCUUCACACAAAACCUCCUACUCACCAUCAUCCACGACGAAGACGCGGCCCCCCUGUUCCAGCUAUCGUGAGCUUACUCUCUGCUAUCUUUCUGGGCACCUUGGUCAACGGUAUGGGUCGCUGAUGUUUACAGACAAGAAGAACAGGCUAUUGUUUUACAUCCAGGGUCAUGCUUUGUUCUCGGCCGGAGCGGGACAGGCUUACAAAGUUUGGCGAUACAGAAAGACGACGACAAUGAUAAUCAAAAUGGUCGGCAACGAACGCAUGUGGCGCAGCCACCAGCAUACUGGAGCAAUGUCUCGCCCUCGGCAGGUUUUCCUGACCCAAUCAGCCAUUUUGGCAGAAAAGGUACAGGAAUACUACCGAAAGCUGACCGCUUUCUUUGAAGCCAGAGACGUCGUAUCCGAAGGCUCCGAGAAGGUGUUGUCGACUUACGGAAAGAACCAGCCGUCGGGGUUGUACGACCGCGACGAAGAAGAUGAAUACCGCGAGGAUCUGCCAAAGAAGUUCUCGGAGCUGAAAGAUAAGCAUUUCCCGCUCUUCGUCACAUAUCAUCGGCUUUGUCGCCUGCUCGAAGAAGAUCUGGCCGAGGACGACAGGGACAUCCGCCGACGGACGCGUGCAACUUACGGAGAUGGCGGUGAUGACCAGGCAACAUCCAAUGACUACAUGCAGCAACAACGUAAAUCGUUCGUCUCCUACGCCACUUUUCUCGAGUCGUAUUGGAAGCACUUCCCCGAGGGGCUUACAAAGAAGCUCGAUCCCUUCUCAAUUUUCGCGGACUUCAUGGGUGUCAUAAAGGGCUCAGAGCAAGCUCUGAGAAACAAGAGUGGCUGCCUUGACCGAAUCACAUACACUGGUGGAUCGCCGGACAGCUCUAGGGAUGCCAUCUACAAUCUAUUUGAGUUGUACACGAGGAAGAAGACGUCAAGAUCGGAAUACGAUGCAGCUGACCGAACCCGAGCCAUACUGCAAAGCUUAAGAAAAGACGGCGUGCCUGGUACGAAACUCGACUACGUAUAUGUCGACGAAGUGCAAGACAACUUGCUGAUCGAUACCAAGAUACUGCGUACCAUAUGCAGGCGUCCGGAGGGGAUGUUUUGGGCUGGCGAUACGGCUCAAACCAUCAGCGCAGGAAGUUCCUUCCAGUUCAAUGAGCUGAAGGCCUUCCAAUUCCGACUUGAGAAUGAGACAAACGUCCAUAAUCCUAUGUACUCCCAGUUGAGCCGCAACUUCCGAUCCCACUCCGGCAUCGUGCAAGCUGCGCAGACCGUCCUUGAACCUAUCUCGCAGCUCUGGCCACACACGAUCGACAUACUCGAGGAAGAGAAGGGUAUGAUUGAAGGCCCAAAGCCCCUCUUCAUUGGAGGGGUCGGUAAUCUCAAGGCACCGCACUUCGAGCAGUUUAUGCAUGAUGCCGACAACACCGCAAUUGAGUUCGGGCACCAGCAAUGCGUUCUGGUGCGGACUGAUGCAGCACGCGAGCAGCUCCGCAAUGCGUUCGGCGAUGUCGGAAUCGUGCUCACGAUCCACGAAAGCAAGGGACUAGAGUUCGAGGACGUCCUGCUUUACAAUUUCUUUGCCGACUCCACAAUCAGCGCCUCCCAAUGGCGAGUCCUCCUGAGAUGUCUCCCAAGUCAAGCCUGUCCGGCAUAUGAUGAAAUGAAACAUCGUGGAGUGUGUUUUGAGCAUUUGUCACUCAUGGUAGCUGAAGUAUCUCUUCUCUGGUCGCACAAGCAGCAGAUUGACAUCUGGAUUCCCGGCACUGAGGUUCCCCGCUUAUCGCAGUCCUCCUCUCAGGAGGAGUGGGCAAUUACGGCAGAAAGUCUCUUCCAUAAGAAGCACUACAAAGAAUCUAUGCUGGCCUAUGGACGGGCCGGCCACGAUUUUUUGGUCCCGCACGCUAUAGCAGAGGCAUUCUAUCUCAGAGAGAUGGCGCAGAAGCAGGCGGUCAGCCCUCACAAGAAAGAAUCGGACUCCGUGGCAGCCUUCACAAGGGCAGCGAAGGCAUUCCAUCGCGUCGCCGAGAACGUCAAGACGGAUCACAAGAAGUAUCAUCGAAGGGCGGCUCAAUGCUACGCCCGCGCUAAUGACAACGCCAGUGCGGCCGCAUGCUGCGAGUUAGCCGAGCUCUACACGGUCGCGGCCAAAUACCAUCGUCUAGCUGGGUCCUUUGACGAUGCCGUCAGGGUUGUCAAGACCUUCGAGGUGGAGUCAUCCGUGGCCCAGAACAUCGUCGAUGUUUCCGCACUGUUCUACAUGAAAGGUGGUCAAUUAUCCAAAGCAACGGAGUUGUUGGGCUCCACUGAAGAAGUCUUGGACCAUGCCGACAUGUACGGUAUGGACGUUGCGAAGGCGGCGCUGCUUGAGCAGUGCGGACAGUACGCCGAGGCCUCUGCUUUGCAUUUGGAGAACAGUGACCUGCCCAACGCUGUUCGUCUGUGUUUACAUGCGCCACUAGAUCGAGAAUGCGUUGAGCGAGUCGCGGCGCGUCUCAUGGACGAGUUCUGGAACUUUGCGGCCUUGGUCGAUGGUCCUUUUGAUGCAGAACAUGCACGGUUCAAGACAUUGAACUCCUUGAUCUCAAAACUACUCGAGGGCUGCGUUCAUGCUGAGCAGCGGAUGGAGCUCUCACUGCUACCGGCUCUAGCUUCUGGCGACAAGGCCCGACUGGCACAGCUCGGCCUCAACCUGCUUCACGCUAACUUUCGCGCGGCUGCUUUCAUGUGCCUGGACCAAGCAUUCCUGGGAUCAUUACAGAUCGAGACGGCGUCUCCAUCUACAGUUCAAAGCCAUUUGAAUCGAUUCUUCCCGUACAUCAAAGCGCUCGAGGCUCUCAUCUUUGCGCCGGAUCCCGCCAAUAAUGUCAUCCUCCACAAACUCCUGGGUUUUCGCCCUGCAGAUGAUGGCAAGUAUCAAGUCCGCAGCGACUCGCUUCUGUACAAGACGUUCACGAUCCAGACUCUUGCUCGACGUGAAGGGAAUGCUGCCUUUGUGAACGUUCCGCGCUGGGACCUGGAACGUCUGCUUCAGGCUGUACUCAAGACCCGCCUACUGGAUCGCGUUAGGCGAGCGAUGGAAGUUUGCAAAGUGUGCAAGGCCUUCACUGUCUGCUUGCAACACGCCAUGGAGGGCCAGUGCAAUUCUAGUACCGUCUGCGCCCGGACACAUCUCACGGCGUAUGAUCACCAGGCUUACCAGCUUCGGGUCUCCUUGCAUACCACGGUCAUCCGCAUUUAUCAGACUCUGAAUGGCAUCGAGGAAUGGCCAACGCGUCAAGAACAGCAGAGGUAUUGGCUAAUUCGCCUCAAGGAGUCUCUGCAUCCUCCCAUAACGAAGUUAGGAAGCCUCCUCAACACCGACGAUAGAACAAUAUCACCAGAAGCCUGCCAAGUCAUCUCAGCCUGGCUUUCCGAUGGCCUGUUUGCGUCAAAGCGGAAUCCACCAUAUUUCUUGAACGAUUUUUUCCGCUUCUCUGCAUUGGCAAAGUCACUUGCUGGAAGUUACGCCCCGGACUACAUCCAUCGCGCUCCGUGCAUCGCUAAUGCGACAGGCAGCUGGUUGCUGCGCGGAAAAGAACAAGUUGACAUCGUGCAGGACGCGUUGCGGUUCUUCACGAAGGCGCCACUUGCUUUGAGUAGCGCCAUUCUCAUGAUGAAGCAUAUUAUUGAGAAGGAGCUGCCAAUAGAGGUCGGGCUUCUCUGCGAUCUCUUAGAUACCUUGUGCGGCAUGCUCGUCGUUGCGAGGCGCCUCAAGCAAGGAGCCAGCGUCCAUACUCUGACGUUCCCCGGCAGCUGGUUCCUGCGGCUGCAAGAUGUCUUCGAUGGAUCCUGUCCAGAUGAUAUCAGACUUGGCUGGAUGUAUCUGAAAUCUGUUAAGCUUCUGCUGGAGCAGCUAUCCAACCAAGCAGGAUACCUGCGCCUGGGCUCGGGAGGCCCUCCGUUCGUGCUGCGGGACGUGUACAUCGCGCGGAUCUGCCAGAACGUUUGCUACCUCGGUUACAAUCUGUACGACGAGGCGCUACGGGUCGAGAUCCAGCAGGUUGUCACGUCCUUGCGACUCGCUCCUGGCAGAUACACGUUCCCGCACGCUUACAGGAGAUAUGCCACUGCACGAGACUGGGUAGACCUGAAGCGCGCAGUUCGGCAAAAUGCAUUGGGGGGUGCCGGUGAUCAGCUCAUCGAGCUUGUGGACGCGGCAAGAAACGCUUCACCUCCUCUCAUAUCUAUUCACCGCAUCAAAUAUCACAAACUUUCCGACAUCCCUGGUCUCUUGAGCGACUACCUGGCGUCAACAUCCCGUGGCUCUUCUACUCUCGCCAGCCAGCCCGACUCGCAGGCUACUUUCAAUGACGGCGCGACCAGAGAUGACAUCGAGGACGCUGCCGACCAGCACGAGCCUGAUGUGCAUCAGAACGGGGAACAAAGCCUGCUCGAUCCUACCGACCAACAAGAUCUCGAGCCUGUUGCAUUCACCAACGUCCAAAGCAAGGGAGCUGCGUCUUACUCCGAAGAAGACUUCGAGAAAGUCCGCAGAGCACUGGUCGUGUACCGAAACGCCCGUGUAUCGUCCAUGGCUCACCAGAAGAAUGUCGGAAGAACGUCAAUCCUCUUCGCUCGCGAAUGCAAGGCCUACCUAGCCGAAGCGGCGAACAUGAGCCGACAGAAGAGCAAGUUCCACGCCAGAACAUUCUCCUGGGCGUUCCCGCAUAUCGCUGCCGCCCUAAAAGGCAUAUUGCGGUCUCUCCGCGCUCAGAAAACCUCCGUCAAAAAGCAGCUCGUAGAUCAGAAGACGAGUCACUUGAAGCUGGACGAACUCAUGGGUGAUAUGACCACGCUGAAUAUGCUGAAUAAGACUGCAGACAAGCUCUCCAAGGCUAUCGAACCUUGCGCAAAUAUCCACAAGGUGCAGGACAGAUACCUGGAGAUGCUGUCGAAGCUAGCCAACGACGUUGAAGAGUUCAUUUCCCAGUCAGCCUUUCCUAUUGGCAUCGUGCAGGAGUGGAGAGACAUGAUGCAGGUCGGGAUCAACGGUAUUCGUGUUCAGAAAGUACCCGUAUGGCGGAAGAAGCCCGAGCUGGUGGUUGACGAUGAUCUGGAUCCCGGUGAAUAGGUGUCAGCGUCAGUACCAGCGCUUUACGAUGUAACUUGCCAACAUGCAACUAACUUGAGCGAUCAACAUGAAAUAUACCCGCUGAUGAGUUCAGUAAAGCAAGACUCGGAGUUGGCUAGAUUGGCCUAAGGUUGGCUGUCGGCC
Molecule: messenger RNA, 6684 nt
Organism: Phanerochaete carnosa HHB-10118-sp
Lineage: Eukaryota; Fungi; Basidiomycota; Agaricomycetes; Polyporales; Phanerochaetaceae
Exons: 33
Coding region: 34-6540 (2168 amino acids)
Molecular function (GO): ATP binding
Source: RefSeq, a predicted model, not a curated record